AAACCAAAUGCAGAGGAACCAGUGAAAGACCAACUGAACGCUGUGGCGGUUCGCGGUGUAUUUUCUCGUAUUUAUGUACAUUCAGCGGGAUCCUAUCCUGUCAAUUUUGAUAUUUAAAGCCCUCUGUCAUAGUAGUGUUUAAUAAGCGGUCGUGAAUGUUGGUAAAUAACGGACAGUAACUGUUAGAUGUUGACAGUUGCGGACUUCACAUCUAGACAUGGUGCUUUGACAGAAGUGAUGCUUCAUCGCCAGUAUGGAGUCUUUGAUAUUUUAUUUAGUGCUAUUAGCUCCACUUUCUAUCCAUUGUGCGGUGAAACCAGCAUCUGUUGAAGAGGACCUGAGAAAUCAGGAAGACGUACAAGAGUUUGAUGCGCUCAGCUCCAGACUGUCAGACUUUGAUGUUGUGCCUGCAUCAGAUCUCCAGCUUCAUUCGGUCGGGAAGAGGGACGUUGAUGCCCGAUCACAUGUGGAGCGGCUGGUCAGCUUCACAGCACUCCAGAGGCACUUCAAGCUGUACUUGACAACCAACACAGAACUUUUCUCUGACAACUUCAAGGCUGUGUUCUUAGACAUGAAUGGAAAAGAGAACCAAUAUGACAUUCAGUUACAGAAUUACUAUAAAGGACACGUAGUGGGAGAGGAGCACUCGCGUGUGCAGGCACACAUAGAUGGGGAAGAGUUUUCAGCCCACAUUCUUACUGAAGAGGCUGAAUAUAAUGUAGAGCCCUUGUGGCGGUUUACAGAGUCACCCUCUGAUGGCCGUUUGCUGGUGUACCGUUCAGAGGACAUUAAAAACAUCAGUCGACUGUACUCACCUAAAGUGUGUGGAUAUGUGAACGCUGAUGCCCAGGGGCUCCUGCCGGCGAGAGCAGUGGGACAGACAGAACAGGAGCAGGAGCCUCACAACAUAGAGAGAAGAUCUGCACAUGACCACAAGAAGAACACCUGCCCGCUGCUUUUAGUGGCAGAUCAUCGCUUCUACAAGCACAUGGGCCGUGGAGAGGAGAGCACCACCCUCAACUACUUGAUUGAGCUGAUCGACAGAGUGGAUGAUAUAUACAGAAACACAUCCUGGGAUGGUGAUUUUAAAGGCUACGGUGUGCAGAUUCAGCAGAUAAUCAUAAACAAGGAGCCCACAAAAGUUGCCCCUGAAGAGAUUCACUACAACAUGGACGGCAGCCCAUUAGGAAGAAAGGAUGGUGUGUGGGAUGUGAAGAAGCUCUUGGAACAAUUCAGUUACGACAUCGCAGACAACGCCUCUGCUGUUUGCCUUGCCCAUCUCUUCACCUAUCAGGACUUUGAUGAUGGCACUCUGGGUCUGGCAUACGUGGCCCCUUCCAAACAGGGACUGGGAGGACUCUGCCCUAAGCCCUACUAUCCAUCACAAACCGUCAGGAAACCCAGCUACCUAAACACAGGCUUGACAAGCACCAUGAAUUAUGGGAAAACUAUUCUGACUAAGGAAGCAGAUCUUGUAACAACUCAUGAGCUCGGGCACAACUUUGGAGCAGAACACGAUCCAGACAAUAUAGUUCCCUGUGCGCCCAGUGAUGACCAGGGCGGCAAAUAUGUUAUGUACCCUAUUGCGGUCAGCGGAGAUCACGUGAACAACAAGCGCUUCUCCAACUGUAGCAAGUUCUCUGUCAGUAGGACGUUAAAGGUCAAGGCCCAUCAGUGCUUCAAGGAGAGGAGCAGUAAGCUGUGCGGGAACUCCCGUGUGGAGGAGGAUGAAGACUGUGACCCUGGACUCCUUCAUCUCAAUGAUGACCCCUGCUGCACAGCUAAGUGCAAAUUCAGGAAGCAGGCAAAAUGCAGUGACAGGAACAGCCCCUGCUGCAAGGACUGUAGGUUUGAAAGUGCAAAUAAGACCUGUCAGGAGAUCAUCACCGCCACCUGCAAGGGCAUGUCAAAGUGCACAGGCAACAGCAGUGAGUGCCCCACCCCUGGAAACCUGGUGGAUAAUACAGAGUGUGUGGAUAAGGGUCGAUGUCAGAAGGGCGAGUGCAAGCCUUUCUGCGAGGCUAUGCAUAAUCUUGAGUCCUGUGCCUGCAAUGAGACUGAGGACUCUUGUAAAGUGUGCUGUAGAAGCAGUAGCGGGCUGUGCACUCCCUUUAUCAGUGCUGAGUCAUAUCUUUACCUGCGCAAGGGCAAACCCUGUACCGUUGGCUUCUGUGACGGGGCCGGUAAAUGCAUGAAGCACGUCCAAGAUGUCAUCGAACGGUUAUGGGACUUCAUAGACAAACUGGACAUCAACACAUUUGGGAAGUUCUUGGCUGACAACAUAGUUGGAUCAGUGGUGGUCUUCUCUCUCCUGUUCUGGAUUCCCCUAAGCAUACUGGUGCACUGUGUGGACAAGAAACUGGAUCAGCAAUAUGAGGAAAACUCCAAAACCAUGACGUACCCUAGUCAGAUGGUGGUGGAGGUGUGUAGUAGAGCUCUCAACUCAGAGCGCAGAGAUGCUAAGCAGUCUGGAAUCGGCGCCCAUCCACAUUGUGAAGGCCCAUCAUCUGCAUUCAGCGGCAGCGCGACCUCAGCCCUUACUGGGCCCCACAGGCCCCGCCGACUCACCGGCACAGGAGAGGCUCUCCGGCCCAGGCCCUGCCAACCUCUCCGCCGCACUCAAAGCGGAUCCGCUGCGAAUGGCCACAAUCGAGGAGGACCCCAGCAGAGACUCUCACCUGGACGAGGUGGAAGGCUUCCGUCAAAGCGGCACAGCUGCCAGGUCCUUCGAGGACCUCACCGGACAGUCAACGCCAUCCCGCGGGGACAAGAGACGGCUGACGAGACAGGCGCGCAUUGACAGUAAGGAAAUGGUGUGCUGAGGACACUGGCAUAAGAUCACUUGAUUGAGACAUGAGCUGUGAAGAUCAGGGUGCAAUCGGGGUUCAUUUUGUUGGUGCAUUUAAAAGUCUAUGUGAUGUGUAAACUGCUGACACAUUUCAGUUGGUUCUUAGAAAUUGUGUAGCAUUCCUGUAAUGCACAAUUAUAGUUGUUAAUAAAAAUAGAGUGUUACUUUAAACGCAUGUCAGAAACUGCCAAGAGAAAUGACUGUGCAUUUGGUAAAUUCAGAAGUUAAAGGAAUAAAUUCAAAACCGCUUUGGACAGCAUCAUUGGCUCUGAAACUCAGCAGUUUUCAGAAGCCAGCAAAAAGACAUGUUGACAGAUAUUAAAACAAAAGGCUACGAGUUUAAAGAGAUAGUUUAUACAAAAAUGAAAAUUAUAUUAUCUUUUGCUCACAUGUAUGACUGACUUUCUUCUGUGGAACCACAGAUGGGUGAAAGUCAUUGGGGUCCUAUAUUCUUUUGGACCCCAUUGACUUUUAUUGUAUGGACAAAAACAGUAGAAAUGUGGUUCAUAAAAUCUUCUUUUUGUGUUCCACAUGAGAAAGUAAGUAAUACAGGUUUGAAAAACACAAGGUUGAGGAAAUGAUGACACAAGUUUCAUUUUAGGGUGAACCACUCCAUCAAUCAUUGUACAUUUGUCCUAUAUACGUCUGUUGUAAUUGUUUAGGCAAUUUUAGUUUUUAUAAACCGAAGUACAAAUCAAAAUCAUUUUUGUGGUAACUGACAAUCACCGGUGCUGUCCAUAGAGCUUAAAGGGACAGCUCACCUAAAUAUGAAAAUGAUGCUAUUGUUUACUCGCCCUCAUGUCCUUCCAAACCCAAAAAUCACAAAUGAAGAGAUGAGAGAUUUCUGUCCUUCAUUUAAAAUCCAUUCCUCCAAAUCUUUCACACUUCAAAAUGUUCAUAAAGACAUUGAUGACAGAAUUUUGUUUUUGGUAAACUAUUCCUUUAACCUGGAAUAUUCCUUUAAUACAGUCAGUUUGUGCCUUGUAACAUACAUCCAGUAGUGCAAAUUCUUGUAUUCUCAUUCAUGUAUACCUCAUGAGCAGCAGGACUACAGCACGACUCUAUACGUGUCGUCACACUUUUAAUGUUACACUGGUCGACUUGCUGAGAAGAUUCAAGUUAUGCAUGUCCUAUGCCAUAUGUUUAUGAAUUAAGUGUCAUAUGUGUAUGGAGACUGUAAGAGGAGAUGCGAUUUAUGAGUUUUAUUUGACAUGUUCUUAAGGCCUAAAGAUAGAAAUUGCACAGGAUGUUAAAAAUUUUACAUUUUUUGCAUUUUAAGGUUUGCUCAGUUUAAUUUGUACUACUAUAUUCUCUAUUGCAUCUCAUGUCAUUUUAAUAUACCAGUAUAUGUGAAACACUGAUUACAGAGCUGAGGGAUGUGCAUAUUUUCAUAGAUUUUCUCUUUUUGCCACUAAAACGGUUGUAUAGACGUGACCAAAAUCAAUCGAUAUUUUAGAAGGACUAGUGACUAGUAUUCCCCCACUGUGAAAUAUCUGACUAAAACUAUUAGUCAAAUUUUAAGAUAUUGUAAAGUUUUAAUGUGCCAUAAUAAGUCAGAUGACUAAAUAUAUAUUUAGUAUUGUUUCUUAUAUACCUGAAUAUCAAAUCAGAAGUAAUAAAACAUCUCAUUUGGAUGUAGAAAGCUGUAUCUGAUGUCAUUCUGCUAUCAUUCAAUGUGUGUGUUUUUGAUUCUUGGUUACGUCACAUUUAUUUAACAUGUAUUAUUGGGGUUUGAAGCCACAUGAAUAAACUGCCUCUACACUGAAGUGUUUCUGAUUAUUUUAUGAACCUGAAAGAAAAGUACAUUUGAUAUUGCCAGAA
Molecule: messenger RNA, 4669 nt
Organism: Sinocyclocheilus rhinocerous
Lineage: Eukaryota; Metazoa; Chordata; Actinopteri; Cypriniformes; Cyprinidae
Product: disintegrin and metalloproteinase domain-containing protein 17-like
Exons: 20
Coding region: 254-2800 (848 amino acids)
Biological process (GO): Notch signaling pathway; membrane protein ectodomain proteolysis
Cellular component (GO): plasma membrane
Molecular function (GO): metalloendopeptidase activity
Source: RefSeq, a predicted model, not a curated record